AUGCCUAUCCUAUCACUAUCCUCAACACGGGACAACGUGUUUGCAAAAAUAUACGAUUAUCUCAAGGUAUUAGUUCAACAGGUGAUUGUGCCCCAUUUAGAGGAUGAGAAGUCGCAAAAACGUACUCCUUCCGUCAAAAGUGAAGCCACCAUACAGGAACACUCUCACAAAGACUAUUCUGCUCCCAAAGAUCCCAAAGAGAGCGACCCGAGUGAUGUUUGCCAGUUAUUUCCCAGCCAGAAUAACAAUCAGUUGAGCGUGACGUCAAAAUCAUCAGUUGUUCCUUGCGCUUUGAACUUUGAAAGCCUGCAAACACCCUUUUCUAUUGACGUGGAUGAAAACGGCACCGUAAGAACGCAAUUGAACUUGGGUGAAACAAUUUCACAGGGUCCUAUUAACAAUGACCUAACAAAGUCACAGAAUGAUUUGUUAAGCUCACCCUUACUCGAUGAAUCCUACAUAAAUAAUGAACAGUAUAAAGCCCUUUUCCCCUCUAGCUUUCUUCCGAUAACACCUAUAAGUAAUGUGAUUACCCCUGCAUCAAAGAAAAGUGUUGACAACUCUCCGCUAUCCGAUGGCGUUCAGGGUGCUACCCACGAAUCGUCCGAAACUUUGCCAUACAUAUGCCACUACUGUGAUUCCAGGUUCCGAAUUAGAGGGUACCUAACACGGCAUAUAAAAAAGCAUGCCAAAAGGAAAGCUUACCACUGUCCAUUUUUUGAUGGCAGUAUCUCACAAGAGUUGCGCUGCCACAAUUCAGGUGGGUUCAGCAGAAGAGAUACGUACAAGACACACCUGAAAUCUAGACACUUCAACUAUCCAGAAGGUAUUAAGCCUCAAUGCCGUAACAAAUCUUCUGGAGCGUGUGCUCAAUGCGGAGAGUAUUUUAGCAGCAGUGAGAGUUGGGUGGAAACCCACAUUGAAGCUGGAAGUUGCAAGGGGUUACCAGAAGGAUACUCAGAGAGAAUACGAGAGAAGAAGAAGACGUCCAAAAUGAAAAUGAUAAAGACCUUAGACGGCCAAACAAGAUUCAUUUCUUCAGAGGAAAGUGUUCUUGAACCAAGAGGGUUACUAAAUGGAAAUCCCACGGAAGCAGCAGUAAUAAAUGCCAAGCAGUCCCACAGAGACGACACCCUGCCGACAAAAACAGGGGGAAAUGAAAUCGCUACGAACACUCAAUGGUUCGAACACAAACAAAUCCCCAAACCUUCGCAAACUACAACGAAAUUAGAAUCACAGGUAACUACGGAUAUUCAAAACUCCAAAAAUGCGCCAAUUAUAUCUCCCCCCAUCAUGUCACCUCAAGACACAUCUCUUGUAGCCCAGGAAUAUCAAUCAUCAAAAUAUACACUACAUAUGGGCUCCCCAGCCUUAUCCUCCGUUUCAUCAGCAUUAUCUCCACUUUCAGGGGACCCAAUCGCAAGUGCGGAAUCAGACAAACUAUACCCAUUAGACUCGGAGCAAUCGUUUUUAGAAUCGGACGGGAUGGACGAGCACACAAUUGGCCACCUACAGAAGAGUAACAUGAUCUCCAUAAACGAGAUAUUAGAAAAGCAAAUGAAUUUCGAGUUACUAGGGCGAAAUCACUUGAAGGAAACGCAAGAUUAUUUAGCUUUAUACAAGAAGGCUAGUGGGGCCGAAUUUUAG
This is a messenger RNA of Saccharomyces eubayanus, 1647 nucleotides long. It is a transcript of the gene STP2, whose product is annotated as Stp2p. Gene Ontology annotation, cellular component: nucleus. The coding region runs from base 1 to 1647 and encodes 548 amino acids. Gene Ontology annotation, molecular function: RNA polymerase II cis-regulatory region sequence-specific DNA binding; DNA-binding transcription factor activity, RNA polymerase II-specific. The transcript has a single exon. Lineage: Eukaryota; Fungi; Ascomycota; Saccharomycetes; Saccharomycetales; Saccharomycetaceae. Gene Ontology annotation, biological process: regulation of transcription by RNA polymerase II. The record is from RefSeq and is a predicted model, not a curated record.